UUUUUUUUUUAUAUUAAGACUAAUUAAUUAAAGUGCAGGAAGUGGUUAAUUGACUUUCUUGAUGUUUUCUGUGGUUUGUAUUGCUAUUUUCGAGGAAUUGGUUCUUUGCGUAAGGAUCUUCUGACCGUACUUAUUGUAACCUUGUUCCUCGUUUUAGAUGAUGUGUCGUGGUGUUUUCUUUUUAUCUAGCUAUCUUGAUUAUAGACUGUGAUGUGAUAGAAUGUUUGAAUUUCCUAUUUUUAUACUACGAGUGGUCUCUUGGCUUUCUGGAUGAACUUGGUAGCUGAUUCACCGAUUCAGUAUAUUUGUUCGGGAUAAGGUUUGCUAGAAUUUUGCUGCAAAGUGGAUGAUGUAAUAGUUCAUGGCUUUCCACUGCAUCAGAUAGACUCUGGGCUGAUAGAAGAAAAGAGCAUUUUGGUGCCUGACACUUCCCUGAUCAGUACUCCUCAACCAUUCAUUCCUCUUCUUGCACCUUCCCCAAUGACACCAUUUUUCAGCAAUAGCACACCAAAGCUAUCAGGACGAUGUACAUUAAAUUUCUCUGCUGUUGACAGCUUGAUAAGCACAACUGCUGUUGAUUGCUUGUCCUCCUUUGCUCCUUUAUUGGCCAACGUAAUCUGCUGCCCCCAGUUUCAGGCCAUGCUGGUCAUUCUAAUAGGGCAAUCAAGUAAAAACACCGGAAUGCUUGCCUUGGAUUCUACUCAAGCAAACUAUUGCCUAUUAGAUUAUCAACAGAUCUUAGAAAGUCGGGGUGCCAGUGGCAAUCUUGAACAAAUUUGCUCAAUCCACCCAUUGAACCUCACUGAAGGUUCUUGCCCUGUCAAUGAUAUCAGCGAGUUUGAGAGUGCUAUCGACUCCUCUAAACUGCUGCUUGCAUGUGAGAGAGUUGAUGCUGUGAACGAAUGUUGCAGUCAAAUAUGUCAAAAUGCUAUACGUGAAGCUGCCACGAAGAUUGCUUUGAGAGAUGGUGGCUUGACAAGUAUGGAUAUUAGUAAUAACUUGCCUGAGCACUAUUCUAGAAUUGAUGGUUGCAGAAGUAUUGUCCUCAGAUGGUUAUCUAGUAGACUCGAUCCAUUAUCUGCAAAGCAUGUACUCAGACGGAUAUCCAACUGCAAUGUUAACGAAGCAUGUCCUUUAGUUUUUCCAGAUACCACUAAAGUUACAGAGUAUUGUGGAAACAGGAUCAAGAACAAUACUGCAUGCUGCAGUGCAAUGGAUAAUUAUGUAUCUCACUUGCAAAAGCAAAGUUUCAUAACCAAUUUACAAGCAUUGGAUUGUGCUUCAUUGCUUGGUCUGAAGUUGCAAAAAAUGAAUGUUACCACAAACAUCUAUAGUUUCUGUCAGAUAACUCUCAAAGAUUUUUCUCUACAAGUUGGAUCUCAAGAGUCUGGAUGCCUCCUUCCAAGCUUGCCAUCAGAUGCAAUGUUUGACCCUUCUUCUGGAAUCAGCUUCACAUGUGAUCUGAAUGACAAUAUUGCAGCUCCUUGGCCCUCUGCAUCUGGAGCUCCAACAUCUUUCUGCAACAAAUCUGUCAACUUGCCUGAACUUCCAGCUGCAACAUCUGCACACAUUGCUGAAAAUGAAAAAGACAUGAAGCUUCCGUUGCUCAUUGCUUUGCUGGUGGUCCUUCAAAUGCUUUCAUGAUCCUGCAGUGGGCAUCAGUUUCAAUCAUUAUUAUAUUUGAUAGGAUGCUGCUACCAGAUAGUUUGGGACAAGGCUUGAUGAUUAUGGAUAGGCAUGAUCUUAUUGGUCAUCACAUCAUUGACAAAGGAUUUAACCAAAGGGUUUUCCCAACACAGUAACAGCAUUCUGUGAUACAGGUUUUUUAUUGAAGUUCUAGCAACCAUAAUUCUUGCAAGCAAUAUAAUAAUGCCUUGUAAAGGGAGGGGGAAAUCCAGAGGGGGGAACUAUGUAAAUAUUUUGAGAUCUGUAAUCCCAUUUGGAGCUCCUUCAUAGAAACUUUUCCAAGAAACUUUUGUCAGCAAUUGAAUGUAAAUUUAGGUCAAUCAAUACUAUCAUCUCAUCUCUCGGUGUCCA
Molecule: messenger RNA, 2037 nt
Organism: Elaeis guineensis (African oil palm)
Lineage: Eukaryota; Viridiplantae; Streptophyta; Magnoliopsida; Arecales; Arecaceae
Cellular component (GO): plasma membrane
Source: RefSeq, a predicted model, not a curated record